GGACGGCCGCGGGGCGGCGACCCGUGCCCCGGCAGGCGGGGGCGCGGGAUGACGGGGGUGCUGGAGAGUCUGAUGCCGGACAUGCACACCAGCCAGAUCUCCGCCGGCAGCUACCACCAGCACGGCGGCCUGCACAAGCCGCAGGAGUCCCCCACGCUGCCCGUCUCCACGGCCACCGACAGCAGCUACUACACCAACCAGCAGCACGGGGCAGCGGGCGGGCCGCCCUACGGCCCCGUGAGCUCCUACCCCUACGCGGGCGGCGGCACCGCCCCCUACUCUGCCAAGGCCGCCUACGACGUGGGUUACGGGGGCGCCUACGGCUCCUACGGGCCCUACGGCAGCAGGGCCUCCCCAGCCAACAAUGACUCUGCAGAGAAGGAAGACUGCGAGCCGGAGAUCAGGAUCGUGAACGGGAAACCGAAGAAAGUGCGGAAGCCCCGGACCAUCUACUCCAGCUUCCAGCUGGCGGCUCUGCAGCGGCGCUUCCAGAAAACCCAGUACCUCGCCUUGCCCGAGAGAGCGGAGCUGGCGGCCUCCCUCGGCCUCACCCAGACGCAGGUAAAGAUCUGGUUUCAGAACCGCCGCUCCAAGUUCAAGAAGAUGUGGAAAAGCGGAGAGAUCCCAGCGGAGCCGCCUCCCCGCCGCAGUUCUUCACCACCGUCUCCCUCCUCGCCCCCCGCCUGGGACUUCGCUCCGCACACACGUACCGCGGGCGGCGCCGGCACCGCAAGCCCCAGCCCCGCCGCCGCCUUCCUCGGUAGUUACUCGUGGUACCCGCCGGCCCCCGGCGGCCCGGCGCCCCUGCCGGCGGCCGCUCCCCUCCCGCAGCCGACGCAGCCCCCGCAUCACCACGGCAGCGGCAAUAUCUUCUAGGCGCUGCAGCAGAGACUUGAGCCCGCGGGCCGCACCGGCAGCCGCGGGGCACCGACGUGCAGCACUGGUGUUUUGCUGAAGCCUGGCUCCGGCCUCGGCCAUCCCGGCGGAGAGGAACUGCUCCGCGCCCCGUGCCGCCCCGUUGCCGCCGGCGGCGGGGCCCGUGUGCAUUCGGCCCCGUGGAGUUCUCCCUCCCUCCCGCCGUGAAAACAACCACGCUGCGAAACAAGU
Molecule: messenger RNA, 1107 nt
Organism: Onychostruthus taczanowskii (white-rumped snowfinch)
Lineage: Eukaryota; Metazoa; Chordata; Aves; Passeriformes; Passeridae
Gene: DLX2
Product: distal-less homeobox 2
Exons: 3
Coding region: 49-876 (275 amino acids)
Biological process (GO): embryo development; cell differentiation; negative regulation of transcription by RNA polymerase II
Molecular function (GO): RNA polymerase II cis-regulatory region sequence-specific DNA binding; DNA-binding transcription factor activity, RNA polymerase II-specific
Source: RefSeq, a predicted model, not a curated record